UUUAACCUCAAUAAUUUAUUUAUUUUGAAAUUUUGAAGUUUACAGUAGCUAUAAAAAAUAAUAGUGAUAUAAUACAAAUGAAGGAAGCAUCUCCACCAGUUUCAGCUAUGGCAACACCAACAAACGGUAGUGGUAAUUUAGUAGAUGAGUUUGAAGAAGCCUUUCAGCAUUGCCUGAACGUCCUAACAGAAGAUGAAGCUGUUCCUACAACAGAUAAAGAAGAAAUCAAAGUACAAGUUGAACAGACAACUUUGAGAUUCAUUGAUUUGGCUAGACAAAUGGACGCAUUUUUCUUACAGAAAAGAUUUCUUUUAUCAGCUCUCAAACCUGAGAUUGUUGUUAGAGAAGAUAUAAGUGAGUUACGUUUAGAGCUAGCAAGAAAAGAGGAACUCUUGAAGAGGCAUUAUGAUAAGAUAGCUGUCUGGCAGAAUUUAUUAGCUGACUUGAAAAGUUAUACACGAAGCCCAGCACAAAGUAGCAUUAGUACAGGAGUGAACAAUGGAGUAAUCCCACAGUCACCAAUAGGAAUGCCAAUGGAACAAGUCAUGUGUAACAUGCCUGAUAGAUUUCAGUAUGGCAGGAAUACUCAUAUAUGAUUGGAAAAGAUGGAUACUUUGCUGCUGCCAAUUAUUAGUAGAAUGAAUUCGGUGAUAACCAACCUCUCCAUUAUUCAUGCUUCCUCAAGAGAUUCAACUAUAUUUAUCGAGAAAUCAUUUUCUAUUAUAAAGUUUAUGCCAGCGGUUAUAAAACAAAGAAUUUUAGAAUGUCUAGUUUUGUAUCAUUAUAAUAAAUUUUAUGAUUAUAAA
This is a messenger RNA of Coccinella septempunctata (seven-spotted ladybird), 806 nucleotides long. Its product is annotated as mediator of RNA polymerase II transcription subunit 28-like. The coding region runs from base 78 to 596 and encodes 172 amino acids. Gene Ontology annotation, cellular component: mediator complex. The record is from RefSeq and is a predicted model, not a curated record. The transcript has 2 exons. Lineage: Eukaryota; Metazoa; Arthropoda; Insecta; Coleoptera; Coccinellidae.